GCACAGUUUUUAAUUGCCAUCAUUAGGAAAUAUUAACCAUGUUCGCACAAGUGUUUGUCAUCGCGGUGUUCUGCAUCGCUGCUUCAUAUCAGUACACACCUUUCACUGAAUGUGAACAAGGUCCCGCUCCUUCAGCACUAAGGGUUGAAGGAUGUACCAACUCCCCAUGUCGAUUUGUACGUGGUAGUAAUGUCAAAGCCCAGUGGGACUUUGACGUAGUUGCUGAUACUGACAACAUGAAGCCUAUUGUUAAAGCUAAAGUAGGAGGAUUCGUUGUUGACUAUCCUUACCCUGAGCAGGACGCCUGUCAAUCAUUGACUAGAGGCAAGUGUCCAUUGAAACAGGGUGACUCUGUGACAUACAACUUGAAUAUGCCUGUUCUUUCAAACUAUCCCAAAGUAUCUCUUCAUUUAACAUUUUCUCUCGUUGAUAAGAAUAAUAAUGUCCAUGCUUGCUUUGGACUCAAUGCUAAGGUGGUCGAUUCCUUCUUGAGAUCAUGAAAAAAUACAAGAUUAAUAAUGUAAUAGUUUUAGAAUAAAAUUUACAAGUUAUAAAUGAAUAAAUAAAUUACGAAAAAGAAAAUAUUUAAAUUUCACAUAUUGUGGUGAUAUAACUAAUGUUUGAUCUUUAUUCGGGUGUGUAUAAGUGUUUGUCUAGCCAUUGAGCAUUUUGAAAUAUCCAAAUAUUUGAAAAAUAAAAAGUAUGCUUGGAACAUCU
Chelonus insularis is the source of this 717-nucleotide messenger RNA. RefSeq names its product NPC intracellular cholesterol transporter 2 homolog a-like. Gene Ontology annotation, biological process: sterol transport. Gene Ontology annotation, molecular function: sterol binding. NCBI's taxonomy places the organism in Eukaryota, Metazoa, Arthropoda, Insecta, Hymenoptera, Braconidae. The record is from RefSeq and is a predicted model, not a curated record. Bases 39 to 500 code for a protein of 153 amino acids. The transcript is spliced from 3 exons.